Molecule: messenger RNA, 1553 nt
Organism: Octopus bimaculoides (California two-spot octopus)
Lineage: Eukaryota; Metazoa; Mollusca; Cephalopoda; Octopoda; Octopodidae
Product: 26S proteasome regulatory subunit 4
Molecular function (GO): ATP hydrolysis activity; ATP binding
Source: RefSeq, a predicted model, not a curated record
AAAAUACAACAAUCAGAAAUUCCAAGUUAGAUAACUCUGUUGUGCUGGUCCGUUGUAGAUGGCAGCACUGUCUUACCGGAAGAUGACAAAGCACAUCAAUUAAGAAGUCAGUGUUUCCAACCCGUCUCUGUCGUAUUAAAUAUACAAUGGGUCAGAAUCAGUCAUCUGGAGCUAGUGGUCAAGGAUCAGAUAAAAAAGAUGAUAAGGAGAAGAAACGAAAGUAUGAACCUCCAGUGCCAACAAGAGUUGGUAAGAAGAAGAAAAAGCCGAAGGGUCCAGAUGCUGCUAAUAAACUUCCUCAGAUUACUCCACACACCAGAUGUCGACUAAAACUUCUCAAACUUGAACGGAUUAAGGAUUACCUUUUGAUGGAGGAGGAAUUCAUUAGGAAUCAAGAGAGAUUAAAGCCACAAGAGGAAAAGCAGGAAGAAGAAAGAAGCAAGGUUGAUGAACUAAGAGGUUCUCCAAUGUCUGUUGGUACCUUGGAAGAAAUUAUAGAUGAUAGCCAUGCCAUUGUUUCUACUUCAGUUGGUAGUGAACACUAUGUCAGUAUCCUCUCGUUUGUUGACAAGGACCAACUUGAACCCGGAUGUUCUGUUUUACUCAAUCACAAGGUCCAUGCUGUGGUUGGAGUGCUGUCAGAUGAUACUGAUCCGAUGGUUACAGUUAUGAAAUUAGAAAAAGCCCCACAGGAAACUUAUGCUGAUAUUGGUGGACUUGAUACACAAAUCCAAGAAAUCAAAGAAUCUGUGGAGUUACCAUUAACACAUCCUGAAUAUUAUGAAGAUAUGGGAAUCAAACCUCCAAAAGGUGUCAUUCUUUAUGGAGCUCCAGGAACAGGUAAAACUCUAUUGGCCAAAGCUGUAGCUAACCAGACAUCCGCAACAUUUCUCAGAGUUGUUGGUUCUGAACUGAUCCAAAAAUAUCUGGGAGAUGGCCCUAAACUUGUAAGGGAAUUAUUCAGAGUAGCUGAAGAACAUGCUCCUUCCAUUGUCUUCAUUGAUGAAAUUGAUGCUGUCGGUACCAAGAGAUAUGAAUCUAAUUCAGGUGGAGAAAGAGAAAUCCAAAGAACCAUGUUGGAACUGCUCAAUCAGUUAGAUGGCUUUGAUUCCAGAGGAGAUGUGAAAGUUAUUAUGGCUACAAAUCGUAUAGAGACCCUAGAUCCUGCAUUAAUUCGCCCUGGUCGUAUAGACAGAAAAAUUGAAUUCCCACUACCUGAUGAGAAAACCAAGAGACGUAUCUUCACUAUUCACACAAGCCGUAUGACCCUGGCUGGUGAUGUCAACAUUGACGACUAUGUGAUGGCGAAAGACGAUCUUUCAGGAGCAGAUAUCAAAGCUAUUUGUACAGAGGCUGGUUUAUUAGCAUUGAGAGAAAGGAGAAUGAAAGUCACCAAUGAAGACUUCAAGAAAGCUAAGGAAAAUGUGUUGUAUAGGAAGAAUGAAGGAACACCAGAAGGACUUUAUCUCUAACAAUAUACGCUUCUCUUUUUUUUUUUUUUCACACCUUUGUAAUUCUUCCUUUUAAUAAAUCCUAAUGUAUUGGUAGAUUUU